AUGGAUUCUGAAAUAGAUCUUGCUUCGAACCUUAUUGGUAAAUACCUUUUAGCCGGCUGGGUCAUGACUAAUACCGUCUGUCCUAUACAAAAUUGCAAUGUUCCGUUGUUACGUUCCAAAGAUAAUACAGUAUGGUUUUGCGUUUUGUGCGAUAAGGAACCCGGAAAAUCAAAAUCACAAACGAUGCAAUCAUCACCAGUUACAAUGGUAGAUGAGAUUAAUAAUGAAGCUCCUUCACAGUAUGAUGAGAUUCAACUUCAACAAUUUCGACGUGAUCAAUCUCAGCGUGCCUCACAGUUAAUUGCUCAAUAUUUAUUACAAGGAUGGGCUUUAAUCGAACAAAUUUGUUUAAAUGAUACAUGUUAUGGUGUACCAUUAAUCAGAUCCCGUGAUAAAAAGAAAUAUUGUGUUAUAUGUCAAAAUUAUUAUGUGCAUGAAUCUGAAUUAGGUCUCAUGAAACAUAAUAUAAUAUCAUCAACUGGGAGUGUGGAAGUAGAAAAAAAAAAAGACCAAGACAAAUAA
Molecule: messenger RNA, 522 nt
Organism: Funneliformis geosporum
Lineage: Eukaryota; Fungi; Glomeromycota; Glomeromycetes; Glomerales; Glomeraceae
Source: the annotation of a GenBank genome assembly